Messenger RNA from Symbiodinium natans, 1233 nucleotides. The record is from the annotation of a GenBank genome assembly. NCBI's taxonomy places the organism in Eukaryota, Dinophyceae, Suessiales, Symbiodiniaceae.
AUGGCCUUCGCCGAGAAGAGGCGGUGUCUGCGUGACAGCUGGUUUAUGUUUGAUUCGAUGCUGGUGUUCACCAUGGUUAUCGAAACCUGGAUAAUGCCAAUCAUUGUGCUGGGCUUCAAUAUCGAUUUGGCGAAUGCUCUGGACCUCUCGACCUUGCGGAUGUUCCGCAUGGUGAAGCUGCUGCGGCUCUCGCGCAUGGCCAAGCUCCUCCGUGCAGUUCCGGAGCUCACCAUUAUCAUGAAGGGCAUCAAUCUGGCCACCAGGUCAGUGAGCCUCUUCUGGAUUUGCUUGACUCGGCAAGAAGGCAGAGACGAGCAUACAGAGGGUAAAGACAUCUUGCCCGAACUGAGGGUAGUGUUCUUCGCUCUGUGGAUGAUGAUCAUCUACGUCUUUGCCUUGGUUCUCCGGCAAGUUACCGAAGGCCAGUUGGUGGGAACCCAGCUGCUUGCCUGCAUGUUUCCUAGUUUCCUGCACGUUGCUUCAGCUAAUUUCCCCGAGCGAGCCCGCCAAAGGGCUCUCAAGGAGGCAUUGGAAGAGAGAACUCUAGCGGCAGCGGAUGGGAUGCUGUUUCCAAGGUACUUCUCAAAUGUGCCGCAGUCCAUCAACAACCUGCUGCUUUAUGGGAUCCUGCCAGACCAGCGUGAAAUCGUCACGACCCUGGGAAACGCAAGUGCCUGGAUGUGGCCUCUCAUCGUUUGUUUCUUUCUCCUCUGCUCCAUCACCAUCAUGUAUAUGCUUGUGGGGGUGCUGGUGGAUGUCAUCCGCGUCAUCUCGACCACUGAGAAAGAAGGCCUCACGGUUGCAUACUUGGCCAGUGAGUUUCGAGACAAGAUGGAGAGUCUCAAUUACAAUCCCGAAGAGCCGCUGACGCAGUUUGAGUUCCAGAAGCUUCUCGUGGAGCCAGAGAUUGCCGUGAUCCUGUCAGGAGAGGGCGUGGAUGUUAUCGCGCUGGUCGACAGCCUGGACAUGAUCUACGAGGACCUCGCCAAGAAUGGCAGGGAUGGUCUUGACUUCACCGCUGCCCUCGAGUUAUUGCUCAACAUGAGAGGUGGCAAUGCUGCCACUGUGAAAGAUGUCAAGGAGCAACUCCGCCUCACCAAGUCCUUGGUGAAGUCCAUGCAGUGGCAACUUCGGGGCACUUCGGGUUGGCUUCGAAUUUCAUGGCCAUGCCUGCUAUGCAUCUCAUUUUGCACCAUGUUCCCUCGUUUUCCUUGCCUCACCCGAGGAUGCUGA